UCACCAACACAGAGCGAGAGAGAGAAAGGCAAAGUUCAGUCUGAGACAGCGAUCUGCUGUGAGCACGGUGCCGCACUCCGGGAUCUCCACACGGGACGAGAUGAGACGCGCGCGCAUUUAUGGUCUGGAACGGAAAUAAGCGGUAAAGGGUUUAACACGCGCGCGGUUUACUUUCAUUAUAACGACGUUGAUCGGAGAACUCUAAUGGAUCAGAAGUGAAGAAUUUCACCGAGGAAUGUUAUUUCCAAAGAUAAGACCACGAACAGUACAAGCAUACUUUGCAUUCAGAUCUAUUUGCUGAUAUGACUGGAUUAAAACCCAAAAACAUUUCACUCAUGUUACAUGUUGAUGACAUGGAGAACUUUAUGAACUUGUUUGACUGCUAAUGAUGUAUCGUGGAGUCUUUAAACGCCUUGCCAUGACCAUGGCAUGUCAUGUAACGGUCAUGGUUCUACUGUGCCAACUAGUAUCUGCUACGUUCUCACUGGAGAUCGGUGGUUAUGAUGGUGAGUGGGACAGACAGACAAAAUGUGAGCCAAUCACCAUUCCCAUGUGCCAAGGAAUCGGCUACAACAUGACACGGAUGCCCAACUUCAUGAAAUAUGACAGCCAAGAAGAGGCGAGUACAAAACUCAUUGAAUUUGCUUCUCUGGUGGCAUACGGCUGUGAUGUGCACCUCCGCUUCUUCCUGUGUUCCCUGUAUGUGCCCAUGUGCACAGACAAAGUGUCCAACACGAUCCCAGCAUGCCGACCUAUGUGUGAGCAAGCGAGGCAAAAAUGCUCUCCUAUUAUGGAGCAAUUCGGUUUCAGCUGGCCGGAUUCACUGGACUGUUCAAAGUUGCCAACCAUUAAUGAUCCUAAUUCACUGUGCAUUGAGGCUCCCGAGAAUGAGACGCAGCCUGAGACUAGGAGAGGGGAGGGCAUGCUGCCUGUGUUCACCAGACCCAGGCAGCCUGGCAGCGGGCAAGGUCAAUCAUCUGGGACUUGUGAGAACCUGGAGAAGUUCCAGUAUGUGGAAAGAAGCAAAUCAUGUGCGCCACGAUGCACCCCCAAUGUGGAUGUGUUCUGGUCCAGGCAAGACAAGGACUUUGCUUUCAUUUGGAUGGUCGUGUGGUCUACACUGUGCUUUGUCUCGACUGCGUUCACAGUCCUCACCUUCCUCUUGGACCCACAGCGCUUCCAGUAUCCCGAGAGGCCUAUAAUUUUCCUCUCCAUGUGCUACAACGUCUACUCUGUCGCGUUCAUCAUCCGCUCUGUCGCAGGCGCCGAGAACAUUGCCUGCGACAGGGAAAAUGGGCAACUUUACAUCAUACAAGAGGGCUUAGAGAGCACAGGUUGUACCAUAGUCUUCCUCAUCCUGUAUUACUUUGGCAUGGCCAGCUCUAUCUGGUGGGUUGUUCUCACACUUACCUGGUUCCUUGCAGCUGGCAGGAAAUGGGGGCACGAAGCCAUCGAGGCUCACAGCAGCUACUUUCACAUGAUCGCCUGGGGCAUUCCUGCUUUAAAGACCAUAAUCAUUCUCACCAUGCGCAAAGUGGCAGGUGACGAGUUAACUGGACUGUGCUACGUUGGUAGUAUGGACAUCAAUGCUUUAACCGGGUUUGUUCUCAUCCCUCUUUCCUGCUAUCUCAUUAUCGGCACCUCUUUCAUCCUCACCGGUUUCGUUGCACUGUUCCACAUACGCAAGAUCAUGAAAACCGAGGGCACCAACACAGAAAAACUAGAAAAGCUCAUGUUUAAGAUCGGAAUCUUCUCUGUCCUUUACACCGUCCCUGCCACUUGCGUGAUCAUCUGCUACUUCUACGAGAGGCUUAACAUGGACUACUGGAAGUUCCGCGCUCUGGAGAGCAAGUGCAGCUCUUUUCUCGGGCGUAGGGUUGUGGACUGUUCACUGGAGUCUUCGGUGCCCACUGUAGCUGUGUUCAUGCUAAAGAUAUUCAUGUCCUUAGUGGUGGGUAUUACCAGUGGAGUCUGGGUGUGGAGCUCAAAGACUCUCCAGACUUGGCAAGGCCUGUGCACGCGGAGAUUGUCAAUGAGAACGACACACAAACCCUGUCCUAGCAUCAACUGCAGCAGCACCCACUGUCAUUACAAAGCGACUGUAUUCCAUGCAAACAAAACUGACUCGUGCACAGACAGUCCCACAAGGGUUUGAGAAAUUCUUGUUGCAGUUUGGAUGUAAUUUGACAGAAUUUGUACAGCAAUUUAUAAGCAUUUAUAAGCUUCGGUAAGAGGAGAUGCAAUAAAGGCAACGACAUGUGUGACAGGUCGUGCACGGAUUUGUGGUGCAAAUGAAAUGUAAAUACAGACAUUUACACGUUUAAAGCUGAAAGGUUUAUUUAUUACGGCUAUUUAUGUAUUGCUUGGCACUGAAUGCACUAUACUGUACGUAUGAACAUACUGUAUGCUCUGAAUAGUGGGGUGUAAGAAUUUGGAUAUAUAUAUUGUAUAUUUAAAUAUUUUUUUUUUGGAUGAAAGAACAAUAAAAAUGAUCUAUAUUUUUUU
Tachysurus fulvidraco (yellow catfish) is the source of this 2505-nucleotide messenger RNA. It is a transcript of the gene fzd9a, whose product is annotated as frizzled class receptor 9a. Gene Ontology annotation, molecular function: Wnt receptor activity; Wnt-protein binding. Gene Ontology annotation, biological process: non-canonical Wnt signaling pathway; canonical Wnt signaling pathway. The transcript has a single exon. The coding region runs from base 386 to 2155 and encodes 589 amino acids. The record is from RefSeq and is a predicted model, not a curated record. NCBI's taxonomy places the organism in Eukaryota, Metazoa, Chordata, Actinopteri, Siluriformes, Bagridae. Gene Ontology annotation, cellular component: plasma membrane.